AUGGGGUCGAACCAGAAUGUCACCUUCCAAGGCUACGUACACUCAACGCUGGACGCUUUGCUCAUCUUCGAAGGUGUGCGGCGCGGCAUCCUUCCGAAAAUCACGCGUCGGCUUCGCGACGACGAGCGCAAGCAGAUCGCGAGCGGAACCAUCUUUGUCUUUGACGAGCAGGAAUCGAGCAUCAAGCGCUGGACCGACGGCAUGAUCUGGAGCCCCAGUCGGAUCCUCAACAACUUUCUCGUCUACCGCGAGGUGGAGAAGAAGGAUCCGAAACCCGCUUCCGACCAGCCUGCGUUCGCAUCGUCGCAUUCUGGCUUCGGUAUGCCCGGCGUCAGCAACGACAUGUCUGCGCAUUCCUCCGUUCGCUCUGUGCCUCUGACGCUCAUGUCGAGCUCCAUGGACGCGGAUGCACAGCUGGUACCCUAUCGACAAGAGCAUACCGGAUACCAUGCGCUCGAGGUCGUUCCCUCGUCUUCUCAUGCCCUCUACACAGACCAAGACGGCUUUCUCGGUAACCACUCGUAUCCGUAUCAGUCGUCACAGGCGCACACGCAACCGCAAGCCGCCGGAAUGGUCGGAAUGCUCGACAACAGCGCAGCCUCGUCGUCGGCGGCCGCCAAGCGAGAAGCCGAGCUGGAUAGAACCAUCGUCGGCAGCUUGACUAGCAGCUAUCCAUUCGUACGCGACGGCCUCUGCAAGAAGACCAUCUCCAUUCAGGUCGAGGGCUCGACGCAGCAUCUCAUCUCGUACUACAAAAUCGACGAUGUCCACAACAACCGCCUGGCUACCCCCUCCAGCCUGCGCGAAAUCUCGAGCCUGGUCAUCUCCCCCAUCUUUCUCAAUAAGAGCAACUUUCGCUACCCGCCCAUCGUCGAGACGGGUCCCGACAAUAUUCCUCGCUACGUCGCCGAAGCAACGGACAACACAAUGCGCUCAUCGGGCAACAUGAGCAGCGGCGGCGAGAGCUAUUCGUCUUCCGACGCGCGGCACGAUGGCCUCGCAAGAGCCGCAAGCCACUCCUUGACCAUCUACUCGCCCGGCAUGACCUCGGACACAGCGCACAACGACCCGCACAACCAGCGAUACCCACACACGAUAGGCGGGGACGGCAUGCUUCCCAUGUCCGCCACGUUGCCGAUGUCGGCCUCCAGAGGUCGCCGAACCUCAGACGCUCCACGGCGACGAGCCAACACCAGGUACGAGCCUUACCAAUCGUCCGCCGCCUUCGGUCACGGAAUGGUUCCCCAUCAGCUCUACACGAGCGCUCAGGGCGUGGAGGAGGGACCGCUCUCCCCGUCAGGACGCCGAAUCAACCUCGCAGGAGGGCGCACAUUUGGCGACGCAGAGUCGCUCUACCACUCGGACCCUCGAUCGCUCACGAUGCAGCGACAGCAGAACGAAGGGGUCCCUGGGACGCCGCAUUUUGCUCAGCCCAGCAGUGUGGUCGCUGGCCAGCCUUCGACUCCCGUGGACCCGCAAUUUCCUCCAAUGCAUAACGUCGACCAGCAUGGAUCCUUUCCGCAGUCGUUUCAGCCCGGGUCGAUGAUGCCGUUCGUUCCGAGCCAGCCUGCUCGUAGCCAGGCAGGCUACGUCAUGGGUGUCGAUUACAUGCAAAACCGCUCCGAGGUGCCUAUGGUGAAGCAAGAGCAGGACAGCCCCUUCCACUUUUCUUCUUCGCGGCUACCAAGAGGCAGCUGGGACUCGAACCAGCCCAACCAUACCGGCUCCUUCUUCCACAACAUGCAGCCGCCUCCAGCAACGAGCCAAGGCUUGACGUCGAUGCCCGUCCAUAGCCAAGCCAACUUCAGCGGCCCGGUCUACACGCGUCAGGCUGGCUCUCCGCCCAACACGAGCUCUUCGCACGACAGUCGCCACUCCUACUAUGGGAACGGCACUCUGCAGACGACCGGACGAAUUGACGAGGUGGGCGGCCAUUCGCGCAGCUAUGAGGAGGCGAGCUACGCCUCUCGGCCUAUCUCGCGCGCAGGAGAAGGAGGGUACGCUGGCGGCCUAGAUUCGGCUGGCGUGGUGCGGAAUCGCAUGUCGGAAGCUUUGCAGACUCCAUCGAAUCCCGCAAGCCCGUAUCCACGACCACAGCAACAUCGACCACCGCAGCAGUACAUGUCCAGCAACGACGUUUCGGGCUAUGAUUCGUACGACCGGCCUUCGAGCGCGGUAGACGGGCAGCAGUCGCUCUACGCUCAGCAAGUGUCGCAUGCAUCGGCCGAGCACGAGGAAGACCAGCUCAACCAGCAAGCUUUCGACCGAAGCGCCCAGAGCAACGAGCAGGCCUGGUCGUCGUCUAUAGCGCCCGACGGCAACGGUGGGAUGGAAGCGUCCCGACCAGGCACGUCGCCCGAGCAGAGCUAUCGCCAGCAGCAUCCGUUCGAUGAUGGCGACAACGAUGCUACUGGCGCAAACGACGGCGGGCUAGAAAGGGUCAUGUUGACGAGGCCCGCUUCUUGA
Messenger RNA from Kalmanozyma brasiliensis GHG001, 2466 nucleotides. Its product is annotated as Gluconate transport inducer 1/Pac2. The coding region runs from base 1 to 2466 and encodes 821 amino acids. The transcript has 2 exons. The record is from RefSeq and is a predicted model, not a curated record. Gene Ontology annotation, molecular function: DNA binding. Lineage: Eukaryota; Fungi; Basidiomycota; Ustilaginomycetes; Ustilaginales.